AUGAUUGGACUAAUCGUCAAUAUACAUAACAGAUGUAACGAGAGAAGAUGUAGGUGCACACAGGGUAAAAAGUUUCUAACUGCAAAAGCAGGACUUGUGGGAACAGGAGAUUUUGGGUACUGUACUCAUGAAUCUCGCAGAGGAGAAUCCAAGAUAUCAAAAGUUAUCUGGACAAAUGUUCCACUUGAGAGAGUAGGAUAUGUUGACGCAUUCGAAGAACUAGAGUUGGUGACUGUAUAUUACCAUAGUACCCUUGACAAGGACAGACGUUACAUUAAGAAGCCUCUUCUAAUAAGGGUGAAAGACGGUAAGCAAAAUUACCAUUGGUUUGAAAAUAUUGGAACCUAUGACAAUAGAAGAUGGUGGAGGAUUGACCAGGAAGCAGGAUCAGGUUGUUAUCCUACAGAGGAUAGUGAUUAUACAAACAAUACUAACUUGGAGAAUAAACUAACCUAUAUUGCGUGCAGACUGCAUGGACUUCAUGGGAUAAAGAUAGACGUUGCCGAUAAUCAUAAUAUUGACUGCGCAAUUUGUAAGGCUAAUGAUCCAAUAAAGUUUAUAAAAAGGGACACCAGUGAAGUAUUUGGCUAUGUAAAGCAUGUAUAUAGCGGUAGUUUUUCAGGAAAAUCUGUUUUGAUUCACAAUGGGAACCAGGUUACUAUAAGGAGAAUAUCAUCAAUGAGGAGAGGCUACUAUGUGCAAUUUCAACUUGAUUCGGAUAAUGUUAAGAAUGUUAAUGUUUACUACUGGAGUGGUGAUCUUCAAAAGAAGAGUCCUCUUAUGAUAGAGAUAAUACUCAAUAACCUGAAAUCUUACUGGCUAGAAAAUAUCAGUAAACAUGAAAAGACUGGAACAAUUAGGCAUGAUAAAUGGAAGGUGCUGGGAAGUGAGGAAAUCAAUAAGUUGGAUGGACAGGGUCCAUAUCUCAAAACUAGACUCGAUAUUCUCAACUGUGUAUACAAUGGUACGAUUCAGAUUAAGAUUGGAAAGCAAAGUUGCCAUGAAACAAAUCAUUAUUUACAUAGGAAUAGAAUUAGUUAUGGAUACGGAGAGGUUUUUGGAACGGAUCCUGUUCUUUAUUCCUACAGAUAUAAGCCAAGCUACUUAUCAAAUCAACAAUCAUUUAACAUAUCUGAGAUUACUGUCCUGAAUAAGGAGCAGGAAUUUCCAGAAAAUGUUCUUCCUAUGAAAGAGGUUAAGAUGCUUAAUGCAUACGUAUCACCAUGUGAUGAGGAUAAACCUUUUCUUAUAUGCAUUGAAACUGGUACUAAUAUUGGAUCUAAGAGUAGCAAAAGUUAUGCGUGGUACCAUAGAGAUACAAACGGCAAUGACUGGAAGGCAUAUACUGGAUUGACCUCAGUCCAGCCUCCUGAGAAGGUUACUGGUAACCUUAAAAGUGCCUUAGAUAAUGCUAGAAUUCCUCUCCAAUUAAAAGAAUGUCACAUAGAAACUUCUGCAAAAGGUAUUAAGCUUGACAUUAUACAGACCCCUCUACAAGGAAAAAAUUUCUGUGAAUACACUGAUACAUCCGUUGAAACUAAGAAGGUAUUCAUCUUCGUGACUAAGACAGCGGAGACUCCCAUAGUUAACUUUUUCAAGAAUACCCACAAGCCUGCGAUUAGGAAUGAUAAAACUUUUCUUCUUCAACAGCAGCUGGUUGAUGGAUCAAAGUUCCAAUCAAAGAUCCAGAGUGUGAAAAGUUUUGAUGUAUACUUCUGGGAGGGAGACAGAAAAAGACCAAUUAUCAUUGAAGUUGACGCAACAAGAGAACAUGUCAAAAGAUACUAUGGUAAAGGAAACAGUGUAACUUCCUCCUGGCUACAUAGCGGUAACGAAGGAAGAAACUUAUUAGAGUCUUUGGAUCACUGGAAUUGUGAGAAUAAUAAUGCUAUUCCCAUAGAGUUGACAGAACCAACAAAUCUCACAAGGUUUUCUUCUACUAAUAAACCAUCCAGCUGUCUAAAGGGGAAUCUUGUAAGGUCUGAUAAAUCCCCCGAUCUUCCACCUGGAGCAAAAGAUAUCUAUGAAGCAAAAGCCUAUCAAGUAGAAAAUCGUAAAAAAAUAUCUAGACUGACCUACAAUUACCAACCAACUGACAUAGUUCCUCCGUAUGAAGAAGAGGAUCCAAUAGUCUAUCUUUACUACUGGAAGGAUGAUCUGGGUGGAUCCAAUAAAGUUCCUUUACUUAUUGAAUUUAUAGGGACCGCUGAAAAACUAUGGUAUGAGAAUAUUGACAAAGAGAGUACAAAAUGGAGAAAGAUUAGUAAAAGUGUUUAUGUUAACUUUUAUAGUUCAGAUGGUCAUAGCACACCUGAACUAAACGAAACAUUUACUACAAAGAUCCAUGAAGUUAACUGCAGAAUUCAUGAAGUUGUUCAAGUAGACAUCUCAAAAAAACAUGAUAGGUACUGUCAUCAUGGGUGCAAUACCAGUAAGAUAAAGGUUAGUAAAUCAAAGGAAACUAUCAAUGAAUAUAACAUUUAUGAUCAUGAACCAGUGGAGACGAACAUACAUCUAACGGUUUCUUCUAUUUUAUAUUACGGUAAAGAGCAAAGGGUUAUUGGAAGCUCCCUAAACUUUCCUCUGAAAAAUGUUAAAAAGGUAACUGCCUACUUUCCAAACUGUUCUGGAGGUGCUCCGGUUGCAAUACAGAUCCAACUUACCGGAGGUGAAAGGUGGUUGAUAAAAAAAUAUGAUAAUUGGGAGGAAGUUACUGAUACAUAUAAUAAAGCCAAAAAUGAUGCUGCUACAAUGAAAGGUCUUUUGGAUAAAGUAAAGGACGAAAUAAGAGCGUGCGAUAGAAUUUAUCCGCAACAAAACUUAUCUUCUAGUUAUGGAUCAUUACUUUCUGGUGAUCAAGGACCGAGUUUACCUAUAGCCCUUGUACAGGAUAUUAAUGAAGACGAUAGGAUGGCUUUAAAUAACCUUGUUUCUGAGGCUGAUAUUAUGGAUAAAGAAGAGAAAAAGGAACAUAGCUAUGAUCACGGCUUCUUUGUUCUAGAUGAGGAAGAAGAUAACACACUAAGAAAGGAACAUGCUGACCAUACUCUAUCUAGUAUUAUCAAUGGUUAUUCGGGAAAUUCUGUUAUAGUAGCGGCGUCUUCAACAGAUACCAUUUAUUCACCGAUAUAUUCAACAUCUGGUUCACCGAAUGUUACAAUUGAUAUAAAGAAGAAUACUGAGAAAGCCACAAAAACUGUAUACAAAAUACCCUCAGAUAAAGGAAAAUUUGUUGAUUUAGAGAAAGAUAUUUAUCCAGAAGAUUCCAAUUUCUAUAGAUAUACACAUGAGGCAACCGAUGAGGUACCUUUUACAGUUGAGCAAGUUAGGUAUGAUGACAUCCCUAUAUCUAAUAUUAAACCAGAUGAUCCCAUUUAUAGUUACUCAGUGUGGUACUGGAAAGAGACCGUUGCAGCUAUGAGAAACCCACUAUUGAUAGAAGCUGAGAAGGAAUAUGACAAAGUUGUUUACUAUGCUAGUACUGGAACUGGUGGAGUCACAUGGAAUAUCACCACGUCACCAACUAAACCUCUCCAGGAAGAGAAACUCGAGACUCAGCUGGAUGGCCUCAACUGCAAACUCAACAAAGCAGUCACCAUGGAUCUAUCAUCAGGAACUAGGGACAAUGGAUCAUAUUGUUGUGAAGAACACAAGCAUGGUACUAAGAGGGUAUUUGUUAGCAAGGGAUCUGUUGAAGUUAAGGGUAAGAGCUCAACUCCUAUUCCCUAUUUCAAACAUGAGAUUAACCAUGGAGUUGCACUAUCCAGUAUUAAAUACUACAUCAAUGGCGAUACAGAUAACAGAAAGAGAAUAACUGCUAAAGAACUAACAUUUCCAAUUCAAGGUUCAUUGAGCGUAUAUAUCUUUUACUGUUCAGAGAAUCCGGUACUUAUUUAUGUUGAUUCAUCCCAAGUUAAUGUUAGGGGAUGGUACAAACAAAAUAGUGAUUAUAGUCGACCAUGGAUAAAAGUAUUGAAUGACCUCUCCACAAAAACACCAGAUAAUAUCAAAAAGUGUGAUACCGAAUUUAACAAACUUGUGGGUAUACUAAAUUCGUUUGGAUGUAACAACUAUCAACCAUGUGAUGACAAAUCUCAAUCGCAGACUCAAGUAAAACUGAAACAGGAUUCGGGAUUAACUAUUAAACUCAAAAACAAGCCAUCUAGUGGAGAUAGUACUACUACUUAUGAAGAUACUACCGAUGGUAAGAGGGUUAAAAUUACUGUCACAAGAUCUAAUGAUCCCACUAGAUCAGACUUCUAUAAAUUCACUCACGCCCCUACAGAAUCAUUCAAGCUUGAAGAAGUGCAAGAUGAUGAAGGUAUUUCUAUUACAGAGACUAAGAGCAUCUCCGGAAAGGUAGGUUCAGUUUCUGCUUAUUACUGGAAACAUGAGACUAGUAAGAAUCCACUAUUGAUCGAGAUACAAGACAGUGGUGGACAGAAUACAUACUAUAGAAAUAAUAAGAAUGGUCAAUGGAGUGAUUAUAAACUCAAAUCACAAACUACUGGAGAACCUACUAAGGAUGAGUUAGAGUUGCUAAAUUGUACGAUUAAUGAUGUUGUUCAAAUAGAUGCUACUAGGAUUUCAUAUUACAAUGAACGUUACUGCCACCAUGGAGAUUUGCAACAGAAGAUAAAGGUCUCUGAUAUAACUGAUAGCAGUGGAAAACUGGGUAUGUACAAGGCCUUUACACACCAACAUAGCGUCGGAGGAAAACUUAUCAUCUCUAGUAUUAAGAAGGGGAGGGAGGAUAUAACACCAAGUGAUCUGAAAUCUAUACUUCCCCUCAGGGAUGUGAACAAAGUGAUUGUAUACUUUUGUCGCCACGACAUUAGGAAAACUUCCGAACCUCUUCUCGUAUACGUAGACUCUGACUCUAUUAAGGAUCCAAAUCAUAAGUGGUUUAAAAGGCCUGACAGUGGUACUACUUGGGAACCUGCUGGAGGUUUAAAUGGUAUGAAUGAACAUAAAUACACAAAGAUAAUUGACAUUCUUGAUACCAUCCAGAGCACCUGUAAACCACCUGAAGUAACUAUAGACAUUUAUGAAAGAAGUACUUGGGUAAACUAUAAUUAUACAGAUGGUAGUUCUAGUAAUUACAUAAAUGUUAAAAAAUAUAGUAAUAAAUGCAAUGACCCUGGAGGCUUUUAUGAAUACAAGCACUGUUUAAAGAGUAUAUCAGAUAACUAUUAUACCGUAAAAGAGUUCCAAUAUAAUGGGAAGUCGGUUACAAAUGGGUUAGCAAGAACUAAGAAAGUUACUCAGGUAUCAGUCUACUACUGGUCCACUUUGGAAAUUCCUGAACAUAGGAACAAGAGUAGACCCCUUCUUGUCAAAGUAGUUACUAAGGAGCCUGGCCAAAGUUCUGAGGACAAGUAUUAUGAGAAUAAAGGUGAUCAGGGAGAGACAAAUUGGGCACCUGUUGGAGAUAUAUCUAGCUCUAUCGAGCAAGAACUUAAACUCCUCAACUGUAAACUUAAUAAUGCGGUUGUUAUAGAUGUUAGUAAAUAUGGUACAGGAGUUAUAUACUAUGAUGCCUGUGAUAGGAAGGAUUUGGACAGUGGACAUGGUGAGAGAAUGACAGUUUCCAAGGACGACACUGGUACCUCUCUUGGAAGUUAUGAAGUUUACAAGCAUACUCUGAAGAAUCCCACUCGAGGGAAGUUUCAUGUAGUAGGAUUAAAGAAUGCCGGAAUAAUUCUCACUGGAAUUGAUGUAAGUUAUACUAAUCCUAUUCUAGGUGUGACUGAAAUGAGGAUCUAUUUUUGUUCACAGGAACUUGAGAAGCCUCUCCUCAUAUACUAUAGGAGGAUUGGUAGUACGUCUGAACACAACUGGUAUAAGAAUGAGAAAACCAAUGAUGAAAGUGGUAGUUGGCAAGUUGUAACAGGAGGAUUUAUACAGAGUACUUACAACGACGAAGGGAUUCAAGAAGUACUUGACAAAUUGGAGAGUAAAUGCAAACAGGGUACUCCUACUACUGCUAUUACUACUGAUGAUACUUCUAUCACUCCUCUUCCUGAUGGACCUACUGAAGAACGCGCUGACGCUCUUGGUGCUAUUGCUCCCGUUGCUACUGGUUUUACUGUUCUCACCGGAUUAGGCUCUACCUCUGGUACUCUUGCCGGAACCGCUGCAACAUUUUUUGGAGGAUGGAAACUUUAUAAUCGCUAUAAAGGAGAUCCUUGGGUUAGACAAAUAUGA
Messenger RNA from Theileria equi strain WA, 6207 nucleotides. RefSeq lists its product as hypothetical. The record is from RefSeq and is a predicted model, not a curated record. Lineage: Eukaryota; Apicomplexa; Aconoidasida; Piroplasmida; Theileriidae. The transcript has a single exon. Bases 1 to 6207 code for a protein of 2068 amino acids.